CAUGUCCCGCCGGGUCAAAACCAGAGCCCCCUCGUCCUCUCACCUCUUUUCUCCUUGCUCGCAGGCACCUAGCUGAGCUCAGCGACGCUCCCUCACUCUCGCUGUCGCCCGGGCUCAGCUGCUCGCUCCACGCCUCCACCGCGCCGGCGCUGCCGACGCUGGUCGCCGGGGCCUGUUUCGUUAGUGGGGUGGGAUGGAGCUGGGGCUCAGCCUGGGGGAGCCGGACGCCGGGAGGGCGGCGCCGGAGCUGGGGCUGGGGCUCGGGGUCGGCGCCGCGGGGAGGGGAGAGGAGGGCGGGAGGGCGAGCGCGGCGGCGGGGGCAGGGCCGAGGUGGUGGGCGGCGCCGGAGCCGGCGGUGCGGCUCAGCCUCGUGUCCUCCAGCCUCGGCCUCCACUGGCCGGACGAAGGGGGGCGCUCCUCCGAGGUGCCGGCGCGCGGGUUCGACGUGAACCGGGCGCCGUCUGGGGCGGCGGGCGCGAGCGCGUUGGCGGCGCCGGAGGAGGAGGACGACGAGGAGGACCCCGGCGCGGGGGCCCUGUCGUCGUCGUCGCCCAACGACAGCGCGGGCUCCUUCCCGCUGGACCUGGGCCGCCGCGCCGCCAGCCACGCCGAGGGCGCCGCCGCGGCGCGGGCCGGCGGGGAGCGCUCGUCGUCCCGCGCCAGCGACGAGGACGAGGGCACCUCCAACGCGCGCAAGAAGCUGCGCCUCUCCAAGGAGCAGUCCGCGUUCCUGGAGGAGAGCUUCAAGGAGCACAGCACCCUCAACACCAAGCAGAAGGCGACGCUGGCGAAGCAGCUCAACCUCCGGCCGCGCCAGGUGGAGGUCUGGUUCCAGAACCGCCGCGCCAGGACGAAGCUGAAGCAGACGGAGGUGGACUGCGAGUACCUGAAGCGCUGCUGCGAGGCGCUGACGGAGGAGAACCGGCGGCUGCACAAGGAGCUCGCCGAGCUGCGCGCGCUCAAGACGGCGCCGCCCUUCUACAUGCACCUCCCGGCCACCACCCUCUCCAUGUGCCCCUCCUGCGAGCGCGUCGCCUCCAACCCCACCUCCGCCGCCUCCACCUCGGCGCCCGCAUCGUCCGCGCCGCCGGCCACAGCCGCCGCCGCCGCCGCAACCGCAACAACCGCGCGCGGCGAGCACCGGCCCUCGUCGUUCGCCGCGCUGUUCGCGGCGACGCGCAGCUUCCCGCUGGCCUCCCAGCCGCGGCCGCCGGCGCCGGCGAGCAACUGCUUGUAAAUACGCGCCCCGCCCCGCGCGGCUCCCCGCUGGCUGGUUGGUUCUCGUGAGAAUUUUUGGGGUUUCCGAGGCCGUCCGUCGCCGUCGCGUCGACGGCCGGGAUGGAUGCGAGGAGCGGAGGCUGCUUAUCCACCUUUUGUUUCUGCCAAAUCCAAAUGCUCUCCUGUUUAAAAACAUGGAGUGUUCGUGCUAACCACGAACGAUUCACGGUUUAAUCUUUGUUUAGGGCGAAGAAAUUCGCUCCAUUUUUGUUUCUUGGUUUGCUCGAGCGGCAGCUCGGAUCGAAGGACGGUGUCGCCAUUGCACUGUUCAUGAAGCUCAUUUGCUUCGCAGUUCGCGGUUCGUA
This is a messenger RNA of Panicum virgatum (switchgrass), 1583 nucleotides long. RefSeq names its product homeobox-leucine zipper protein HOX27-like. The transcript has 4 exons. The record is from RefSeq and is a predicted model, not a curated record. Gene Ontology annotation, molecular function: DNA-binding transcription factor activity, RNA polymerase II-specific; sequence-specific DNA binding. Gene Ontology annotation, biological process: regulation of DNA-templated transcription. Lineage: Eukaryota; Viridiplantae; Streptophyta; Magnoliopsida; Poales; Poaceae. Bases 194 to 1237 code for a protein of 347 amino acids.